AUGUCCAAGUGGAGCAAAAAGCGCCGCGCCCCUCCCGGCUUUGAGUACAUCGAGCCCGUCUUGGACGCGCUUGAGCGCGAACUGCGGGAGAAGAUGAACGAGCCGCACGAAGGCAAGCGUCAGUGCGAGGCGCUGUGGCCCGUGCAUCAGAUCAACUGGCAGCGCAGUCGCUAUGUGUACGACAUGUUUUACAAGUACCACAAGAUUUCUAAAAAAGUGUACGACCACUGCGUACAGUGCAAAUUUGUGGACGCGAAUUUGAUUGCCAAGUGGAAAAAAAGGGGCUACGAGCGGCUCUGCAGUACGUUCGCCAUUAACCCCAAGAACUACAACUACGGGACCGUCAGUAUCUGUCGCGUCCCGAGGCAGCAGCUGUCGGAAGGGCAGAUCGUGCAGGAGAAACACAGUGGCUGUCGAGGGUGUGCGUCUGGCCCCGGGGGGUACUAUAACAUCUUUGGCAACAAGUACGGACAGGACUUGGCUCGGAUCCAGCUUGCUAGGGAGGAGAAGCAGGAGGCGACGACGCAGCAAGUGUGGGCCACGGAAGAAGAGGAGACGGACGAGUUGCAGAGUGGAUCGGAAGAGGAGAUGGAGAAGAUGGAGAAGAAGAGGCAGCGGGAGGGAGCGAGUGACGAGAGUCAACGUGGCAGUGAGGAGAGUGGGAGUGAAGAUGAUGAGGCGGAAGCUCCGGGAAAGAAGCCGAGGAAGGAAGAGUGA
Messenger RNA from Peronospora matthiolae, 717 nucleotides. Lineage: Eukaryota; Oomycota; Peronosporomycetes; Peronosporales; Peronosporaceae. The record is from the annotation of a GenBank genome assembly.